ACCCCGAUUCGACCUUCUCCCAAUGCACUCCAUCGAGCACCUCAAACGAACCUGGGAUGCCUUCUGGCGGCAGCCCAACCUGUCCGCGGGCCUCCUCAGGGAGCGAGCAAAGUCGGGUCAAAUCACACCGCUGGCUCUGAGAAGCCUUUACUGGAAGAUUUUCUUGGAAUAUCUCCCGAACCUGAACCCUUUGGCCUGGCCCGUCGUCCUCCAGAAGGAGCGCCGGAGCUACGAGGACUUGAAGAGCCAGUUCUACUUUGACCCGAACAAGGAAUCGGGCGACAUUGCCAACAACAACCCGCUCAGCGACCAAGACGACUCGCCCUGGGCCCGUUAUUUCCAGGACGCCGAGCUGCAGAAAGUCAUCAAACAAGAUGUCGAGCGAACCUUCCCCGACCAGCCCUUCUUCAAAGAGCCUGAGGUUACCGCUAUGAUGUGCAACAUCCUGUUCGUCUGGAGCAAAAUGAAUCCGGACGUCUCGUAUCGACAGGGCAUGCACGAAAUCCUGGCCCCGGUGCUCCUCGUUGUGCACCACGACAAGGUCGAGCCCGAGGCCCUGAAAUCCGGCCUGGAGCCCAUCAUACACACCGUGUUCGACUCCAAAUAUGUCGAACAUGAUGCUGCAGUCAUUUUCUUCCGCAUCAUGAAGUCGGCGCGGUCAUGGUACGAAGUUGGCACGGAUGCUCAGCAGGUUGGGCCCAAGAUGGGCAAGUACAUCAACGAGCCCAAGGUUCUGCCUAUUGUGGCAUAUGCAAAGAAAAUCCAGAGCGAUGAUCUGCGCAUUCUCGACUACGAUCUGUUCUCGCACCUGGAAAAGCUCAAGAUUGAGCCCCAGCUCUAUGCAAUGCGCUGGGUCCGCCUGCUCUUCGGCCGAGAAGUCACCUUUGCAGAGCUGCUCCUUCUUUGGGACAGCAUCUUUGCCGAGGAUCCGGGCCUUGGACUCGUUGAAUGGAUCUGCGUCUCUUUCCUGGUGACCUUCCGGAACGACCUGAUUGCCUCGGACUACUCGGCUGCCCUCUUCCGCCUGAUGAGGCUUCCCUCGCUGGAAUCACAAAACAUCACCGUCCCCAGCCUGAUCUCGACAGCUCUUACGCUCCGUGCGCGAUACCUCCAAAAGGCAGCUGUCUUCUCAUCUCCCGCAAACGUCCCGCCCUCACGAUCUUCGGGACUGUUGCCCGGAAAGCCCAUCGACCCACCCGCGCGCCCAUCAUCCCGCAACCGUGUCUCGCAGCGAUGGGGCCCAAGCAACGGCUCCGCCUUUACGGACCCACUUCGCGCCUCGGAUCCGCUCCUCGGCGAGAGCUCCACCCGGGGCUCGAGCCCAGCUCGGGCUGUCUCCGAGAUUGCGGAUCCACUUGCGGUGAAUUCCACAGUGGCUGGCGUCCCCGGCUCGACUCUCAAGCGCGGCUCGUUUACCUCGACGUCGACUCCAAACAUCACAUCUGUUGCAUCGAGCCCCGUGCGCUCUGCCCGCAAUUCGUUCAGCAACGAGCCCCUCUCGGCCCGGGUUCGCAUCAGCGAGUUGGAAACCAAGCUCCAGGACUAUGAGCAGAAGCAGGACGAUAUCCUCAAAGCUCUGCUCAGGAUCCAGGCACUUGUGGGCAGUGAGCAGAUCGAGCCCUCGGCGCGACUGGAGCGGAUCCAGGGCGAAGUGGCGACGCUCAUGUCGCAGUUUUCGGUUGUGUCGGUCGCCAGUCUUGGCCUCGAAAUUGCCAAGGCCGAUAGCGAUGCUGCCCCAGCGCAACCUGGCUCCAAGGUCCCCCUGGACGAUGCCAAGACCCUCCAGUCGGCUGCCAAGAUCGCCCAGCAGGAUGUCGAAGCUGUACCGCCUCCAAGUCAAGACGCCAAGACUCCCCAAGGCCCUGUUGCGGCAGUGUCCCCGGCACAGCUUGACGAACCGACAGCGCUCGAUUCCGCCAGCCAACCCGAAAGCAACGCCCUCCUGGCAGAUGCAAAUGCGGGUGUGCCUGCACCUCCACAGAGCGCCUCUGUCCCGGCGGACGGACAGGAAACAAAUGAUGCUGCCAAGGCAACCGUGCCCACUGUCGCAAGAAUUGCUCAAGCAGGCGCACCACAGGCAGAUCCUCUGGCUGUAUCUCGAACGAAUAGCCGGGGAUCGCUGUCGCAGCUUCUCGAUCCUUUGGUUGUGGAGCGCCCCGCGACUCCCCAUUCCCUCGAGUCCGCCCAGACAAUCCAGGCUGCUACCAAGACCCCAACUCCCGCCCCGACCGCAAGCCCCUCGCUCUGGGAGCCCAAGAAGCUCAAGGGCAAAGGCUUGUUCGACAAGCCGUUCACGGGCGAUCCGCUGUCAGCGCUGCUCAACGGAAACGAUCAAUCACUCUUCACUACGAAGCGCAGCGAGUCCCUCCGAGGCCGAUCCAGCCUGUUUGGCGAGUCGUCUGAGGACUUUGACUUUAACGCCUCCAUCGAGAGUCUCAACCGACACAGAGCACCAAACACAGGCCCUGGUCUGGCCAACGAGCUUCGCUUGAGCAUCGAUCGCCUUGGUGGCGAAGAGCCUGCGCAUCCCUCAAGCUCCGAGAUUCCGCUGCCGGUGCAGGAGUCGCCCUUUGCGGACGCAGUCAUGGUGGCGCCCUUGGCCGGCUUCGAGCCGACGCCGAUCAAGCUGCCGGUGGCACCCGCUCGCAGCAAUGCGAUCGUUGUGAAUGCGGCUCAUACCAACGGCGAUGGCGCUGCGGUCUUCCAGGUCGAAAGCGAAGACGACGAGAACCAAGACAAGGACGAAGGCGAGAGCGGGGACGCAGAGCAGUCGACUCUUCCCCAGGGCAGCUUUGAAGUUGCGGCCGAGGGCUUUGGGGCCGAUGCGGUGGGCUCGGGCAAGCCCAUCAUAGGUUUCGAGGAGAUUGACGAUCCGUGGGCCAAGCCAUGGUAGGAGGCUAUUGCUCAGAAGAACCAGCGGCGACGGACGUGUACGGUGGGUCUCGGUGCAAGGCAACUCUCCUGCGCUUGCAGCGGACUGUGCGCUCUUUUGGAUGGAAUACACAAUGGCCAUCCGUCCUGCGGAAGCAGUCCAGUGAUGUAUAUGCUCGAUUGGGAUGGGUCAGUAUCUCGGUGUUUUCUGAAUAUAGUGCUCUCGGUCGAACUUGCAGCC
This is a messenger RNA of Polychytrium aggregatum, 3112 nucleotides long. RefSeq names its product rab-GTPase-TBC domain-containing protein. Lineage: Eukaryota; Fungi; Chytridiomycota; Chytridiomycetes; Polychytriales. The transcript has 9 exons. Gene Ontology annotation, molecular function: GTPase activator activity. The coding region runs from base 23 to 2893 and encodes 956 amino acids. The record is from RefSeq and is a predicted model, not a curated record. Gene Ontology annotation, biological process: activation of GTPase activity.